UCUCUUACCGUUACCAUGGCUCGGAAAAUGUUGCCAAUGCAGUUAUUUGAAGCGAUCUUAUUGGAGGGCGCUUGGCAGGAAGCUAUAGAUCUCCACUCCCUGAGGACUGGAGAACUCGACAACACGGAGCCAUUUUGACGAACAUAAAAACAGUGGCAUCACCUCAAAUUUGUCUGGUGAGACAUCGCGAGACUGUAUGCAAUCUGUGACCUUUGCACUCUCUGGCCUGCCUGUGCGGUUCUUGGAGUCUGUUCGUCAGGGUUACUGGUCCUUACCUUUGAAGUCUCGAGGAGGUGAUGGAGCCGAGUCUGUGCCCAUCCCCGCACAUACAAAAACCAAAAAAAAACCCACAAAAAAUAGAGAAAAAAAUCUGCUUGCAUUUACCUCCCCUUCCACCACUCCCUGUGUGCUGAGUUCACAUUGUAAUAAAUUUACAGGUGAAGGAACAGUUAGCUACACUGAGAUCAGAAAUGAUGGGAAUAAAACUGAGUUGCUUUAAGCAUUUGGUCAGUAAUUACCUACACUCGUCGCUUUUAGUCGUGGAAAUUUUCUCUCGCAAGUUGGCGAGAUGCCACGUUGCCUGCCCCCGACUCCCAGCAUGCAUCUGGAGAACUGAAUUCUCUGACCGUGGUGUCGGCAGCAGGCAGGUCCCAAGCACUGAUGACAAUGGCUCCCCUGUGGACCCUCGUGCUCAUGAUUUUGCCCUUUCUGGCCUCUUCCUUCCCACAAGGCCAAGACAUUGGCGUCUGUUGCAACACCAAGAAAAGGAAUUUUUCCAGAGAAAAAAGUGGAUUUUUCGAUACCGGAAAAGAUUCUCAGGUACAAGAGGCCGGGGACGAAGAGGAAGAUCAAAAGUGGAAUUAUCAGCCGGUAAAAUCACACCUGCCUCUGUUCCCUGUCCUGCAAGGCUACGUGUGCUGUAAUCAACCUGCAACGAGGCCUCCUGGACGUCGGAAUGGUUGGAAAAGAAAUCAAGGCUAUGCCCUCACAAAAAGAGAUGAUGACUACUCGGAUCUGCACAAAAUGAUUGCAAAAAUCAUCCGUCGCCUGGCGGAGUCUGCAGACAGACAAGACAGCCAGCUACCAGAGUCUGCAGACAGACCAGACAUCAGUCACGUGGCGGAGUCGCUAGACAGAUUAGAUGACUCUGUCGUUGUUCCAUCUUUGCCCACAACCAGCGACGACGACAACCACAUUCGCAGCAUUUUGGGUGACUGGGAACUCGAGGACAAUGACCUGGCCUCCAGUGGCUUCAAAAAACGGUUUUCAGGGGAGGUUAACAAACUUCAGGACAUUGGCCGCGACUCUCAGCUCGACACGACCAUCAGCAAGUCAGUCAGGGACGUCGCGUUAGCUGGUGUAUGAACGUACAGAAAAUCCACGCAGCUUGUUUAAAGAUAAUAAUUUAAAAAUUAAUUUAACUGAAUCGCCAUGACAGCUAGUUGAUGUGUACAUGAUGCCAAUGGAAUACCGGAACAACAGAAUUCAGAGAACGCCAGACUUUGUCCAAGUGUGCAGUCUCUAGGAUGUGUAUAGCUGCUUAGAAAGAAUUCUCAUAUUCUUCUACAACAAUACGCAGAGGAACUUUAAGUCUUCAUGUGACUGAUCUCCCCUUAAUAAACCAUAAUGCCAGA
This is a messenger RNA of Pomacea canaliculata, 1634 nucleotides long. RefSeq lists its product as uncharacterized. NCBI's taxonomy places the organism in Eukaryota, Metazoa, Mollusca, Gastropoda, Architaenioglossa, Ampullariidae. The record is from RefSeq and is a predicted model, not a curated record. The coding region runs from base 661 to 1365 and encodes 234 amino acids. The transcript is spliced from 10 exons.